UCCAACCUUGAAACGCAGACGCCAUCCAAUCCACAUCCCUAAACUGGCAAAGCUCUUUAAUAUGGCGCUGCAUGGGUGCCGAGGCUCCCUCGCCUGUUGUUUACUUGCCGGCAAUACCACCGGCAUACCCAUCCAUCACCUCCUAGUUAGGGUGGGGACAAACAUCGCCGCCCACGUCGUUUGUACCUAGCGGCCAAGGUGGGCACUGGACCGGAUCGCAGUUCGGCGUUACUAAGCUUAAUUGGAAGCUCUCGCUCACGACCCCAUUGUACUCCAGGCUCAACCACUCAGUCUCCAGACCACCAGCAGCAACAACCCUUGGUCCAUCACUCCCGGUCUCCUUUUCUCCCCACCGUCGCCAUGCGUUUCGAACUCGCUCUUGCGGCUCUUUUGUCGGUUGCACUCGCUGCUCCCGUUGCAAACGAGGCUCCCGUCCUGAGGCCCCGUGAAGGCCACGCUGUUCCCGGCAAGUACAUUGUCAAGUUCAAGCACGACGCUCUCGACGAUGUCUUCCAGAAAGCCCUCCAGUUCCUGAACAAGGGCCCUGAACACGUCUACGGCUUCGGCAAGUACAAGGGAUUCGCCGCUGAGUUGGCUGAUGACCUUGUUGACAUCCUCCGCAAGCUCCCCGGUGUCGAAUACAUUGAGCAGGACGCCAUUGUCCAGGCCAAUUUCGGUAUCCAGCAGCGUGCCUAUCAAUCUCAGAGCGGAGCCCCCUGGGGUAUUGCGCGUAUUUCCCAUGUCAACCGCGGCAGCACCGACUACCAGUACGAUGACAGUGCCGGCGCUGGAACAUGCGCCUAUGUCAUUGACACUGGUAUCUACACCGCUCACUCCGAGUUUGAGGGCCGUGCUACCCACCUUGCCAACUAUGCCGGUGACGGCUCCACUGCUGACGGUAACGGCCACGGAACUCACGUUUCGGGUACCAUUGGUGGCAAGACCUACGGUGUUGCGAAGAAGACCAAGCUCUAUGCUGUCAAGGUCCUGAACGCGCAGGGCUCCGGAAGCAACUCUGGUGUCAUUGCUGGCAUCAACUUCGCUGCCAACGACCAGAAGACCCGCAGCUGCCCCAACGGCGCUGUCGCCAACAUGUCUCUUGGUGGCUCCAAGUCCACCGCCGUCAACUCCGCCGCCGCCAACGCCGUGAGCGCCGGUCUCUUCCUUGCCGUCGCCGCCGGAAACGAGGCCCAGAACGCUGCCAACUCGUCACCUGCCUCCGAGCCUAGCGUCUUCACCGUCGCCGCGAGUGACUCCAGUGACAGGAUUGCUUCCUUCUCCAACUACGGCUCCGUCGUCGAUGCUUUCGCUCCUGGCGUCAGCAUUCUCUCAGCUUGGAUCGGCGGAACUACCCGCACCAACACCAUCUCAGGUACCUCCAUGGCGUCUCCCCACGUUGCCGGUCUUGCUGCCUACCUCCUCGGCCUCGAGGGCAAGAAGAGCCCCGCUGCCCUCUCCAGCCGCAUCAUCGAACUCGCCUCCACCAACAAGAUCAGCGGCGCCCCUAGCGGCACCCCCAACCGCCUUGUCUUCAACGGCAACCCUUCUGGCUAAAUGCCUUCUGAAACUGUUCGUUAUUUGUUAGCUGAGUGGGACUGAGCUGAGUCCUUUUCGCCAAGAGGAGAUUCCCAGCCGAGUGGGACGGGUUGUUGCAGGUUGCUGGUGCAUGAGUGGUAUUGCUGACCUCAUAGCCACUUGGCUACUUCCUCGAUAUUUCUCC
Westerdykella ornata is the source of this 1720-nucleotide messenger RNA. RefSeq names its product subtilisin-like serine protease-like protein PR1A. NCBI's taxonomy places the organism in Eukaryota, Fungi, Ascomycota, Dothideomycetes, Pleosporales, Sporormiaceae. The coding region runs from base 361 to 1554 and encodes 397 amino acids. Gene Ontology annotation, biological process: proteolysis. Gene Ontology annotation, molecular function: serine-type endopeptidase activity. The transcript is spliced from 5 exons. The record is from RefSeq and is a predicted model, not a curated record.